Molecule: messenger RNA, 1803 nt
Organism: Knipowitschia caucasica
Lineage: Eukaryota; Metazoa; Chordata; Actinopteri; Gobiiformes; Gobiidae
Source: the annotation of a GenBank genome assembly
AUGUUAGAGGAUGUUGGUGGUAAAUCAGAGAGGGGAUCAUUUAUCGGUUUUGGGAGGAAUCCUGGAGCUGCUGGCUGCCAGUCAUCGCUGAGAUUAGAUGUUGGCUCUGGUUCAGUGGCAGCUUCUGGAAAAUCGGCCGCUCCGUUCUACUCCUUCAGUGGACACAAUCCCAGAAGACGCUCUUUACAAGAUGUUCCUCCAGUCGAUCCUCUGCAAACAAAAAAGGUUCGCAAGGUCCCUCCUGGCCUGCCUUCAUCUGUUUAUGCAGCAUCUCCUAGCACAGAAGAGUUCAGCAGAGAUUCCCCUUCAUACAACUCGCCCAAACCCACAAGCAGUAUAUUUGCAAGCACUUUCUUUGAUGGCACCCACAGUUCAUCCGACCCGUGGAGUUCGUCCAAUGGGAUCAGUCAGACAGGCUACGGAGGAAUGCUCAGUGGAUCUUCAUCUCACAUGCCACAGUCAGGAAACUACAGCAGCCUCCACAAUCAUGAACGACUGAAUUACCCUACACACUCUGUCUCUCCGGACAUCAACUCCAGUCUUCCUCCUAUGUCCAGUUUUCACAGAAGCAACUCCAGCACGUCACCCUUCGUCACAGCCGCGCACACAACAUCUGUCAACACAGCAGAAGUCAUAGCUGCUGCAAAUCGGGGAAAUGCCACUGGGAGCUCACAAACAGGAGAUGCAUUGGGGAAAGCCCUGGCUUCAAUUUACUCGCCCGACCAUACGAGCACUAGUUUUCCUUCAAACCCGUCCACACCAGUGGGCUCUCCCUCACCCCUCACAGCUACUGCAGGUGCAGCAUCGACGGGAACAGUGGUUACGGCGGCAGGCUCCACAACUGGCCGACAAAGCACAAAUCCAUGGCCGUGCACAGGUGGACAGACUCCAUCUUCUCCAAAUUACGAGAGCUCCCUCCACUCACUGUCUCGCAUGGAGGAUCGCCUGGACCGACUCGAUGAUGCAAUCCUUGUUCUGAGGAACCAUGCAGUGGGCUCCACUGCCAGUCUGCCCAGCGACAUACACAGUCUGCUGGGACAGGCACAAAAUGGGCCAAUUGCUUCAAUUGGCGCAAACUUCCCCGCCUCUGCAUUGGUUCCAAAUCGGACAACUGCAAUGGGGGGUGCACAUGCUGAUGAUGCCACCAGUCUGAGCAGGAGCCACGGAGGCCUUCCAAGUGCCAGCUCCACAUCCAGCACAGACCUCAUCCACCAAGUGGAGACAUUUAGAAAUCUCACCGCCGUCCUUAGUGGACAGGUGGCCGCAAACCUGGAGUUGAAGGUGGAAAAACCGGACAAAGACGACCUGCUUGAUAGCAUGUCUGGAGAUGAUAAAUCAGAUGAUGAUGGUGAUAGAGGAGACAUGAAGACUCCUCGUUCUGGCACCCGCACAAGUAUUACUGAAGAUGAAGACCUGAAUCCAGAGCAGAAGGCAGAGCGGGAACGCGAGAGGAGGAUGGCCAACAACGCCCGCGAACGCCUCCGGGUGCGAGACAUCAAUGAGGCCUUCAAGGAGCUCGGUCGCAUGUGCCAACUCCACCUCAAGAGCGAGAAGCCCCAAACAAAACUGCUCAUCCUUCAUCAGGCUGUGGCUGUCAUCCUGAAUCUUGAGCAGCAAGUCAGAGAAAGGAAUUUGAACCCCAAGGCAGCCUGUCUAAAAAGAAGGGAGGAGGAGAAAAUGCAUCCAACCCAAUGGGCCAUCUCUGAGUUGCAGAUCAACAUCAUACAGGCAAUACAUUGUUUCCAGUUUGAGAUGGAAACCUUGGUUCCUGAUGACAAAAAGGAUUUUGUGACAACAAUUUGA